GAUGGCGGUAAUGCCACAAAAAUGGCGGCUGCCGUUAGCCCCGGAAAAGAAGGAGAAGAAGAAUCAGCCCGCUCCUCCUCCUCUUGUUCCUCCUCCGUUAUGUUCCCUGGGUCAUUUCCGUUCCUCCUCCCUGAACUGCAGAGGCCCCAUUUUGUUUGAUUUCUGAGUCUGCAAUCACUUCGACGGACAGGUAACCCUACAACGUCAACAUGAGCGGGUGUCGUAUUUUCAUCGGCCGUCUGAGUCCGUCUGCCAGAGAGAAGGAUGUGGAGAGGUUCUUCAAAGGAUACGGCCGCAUCCGAGAUAUUGACCUCAAGAAGGGCUUCGGCUUUGUGGAGUUUGACGACCCCAGAGAUGCUGAGGAUGCAGUCUAUGAGCUUGAUGGCAAAGAGCUGUGCAAUGAAAGGGUGACCAUUGAGCACGCCCGUGUGCGUCUGCGGGGUGGCCGCGGCAGAGGAGCCGGCGGUGGUGGAGGACGUUUCCCAGAUCGCUAUGGCAGAGGGUCCCAGAGCAGUCGGAGUCGAAACCCUCCUCCGAUGCGCACUGAGAACCGUCUGAUUGUGGAGAACUUGUCCUCUCGUGUCAGCUGGCAGGACCUGAAAGAUUUCAUGAGACAAGCUGGAGAGGUGACAUUUGCAGAUGCACAUCGCCCCAAGGUCAACGAAGGGGUUGUUGAGUUUGCCUCUUACAGUGACCUGAAAAAUGCCCUUGAGAAACUGUCUGGAAAGGAAAUGAAUGGCAGGAAAAUCAAGCUCAUUGAGGCAGCCAAGAAGAGGUCAAGAAGUCGUUCCCGUUCUGAGAGCUCCUCUCGCUCACGGUCCCGUUCUCGCGGUCGCUCUCCAUCCCGCUCCCCCAGACGCUCCCGCAGCCCCGCCAAGGCCCACAACCGGUCCAGGUCCCGAUCUCGCUCCCGAUCUCGCUCCCGAUCUCGCUCCCGAUCCCGCUCUGGCUCCCCUGCCGGCGGUGCCUCCUCCCCAGCACCCAAAUCAAAGGAGCCUGCGAAGAGGUCCUCAAAGACGAGCAAGUCUGCCACUCCCCCCUCCCCUCUGCCGGCUCAGAGAGUCUCCGUCUCCCGCUCCCGCUCUCGUUCUCGAUCGCGGUCCCGCUCUCGCUCUCCGUCUACUGACAGCCAGCGCUAACAGCUGUGUUUGAGUUUAACCAAUCAUCAGUAGGAACGACUCGUGUCAGCAGUAGAAUCAGCCUGGAUGAAUUGGCACACUGGAGGUCCCUUCUGAAAGCUGAGACAAGUUUGUUUUUUCAUGUCCGGGUGGUUUUCUUUAGUAUCAAGUUUUUCACGUAAAAGCGCAGAUACAUUGUCAGAUGGGGGACAAUGAUAUCAGGUCAAAUAUUUCAUCAUCAUAAUAGGGCAUUUAUAAAUUGAAUAACUAAAGAGAAGGCACUCGUGAUGCUGUUCGUGUCCUCCCACUCAUUACCCAUCGAGCCAAGACUCGUUAUGUGUGUUUACACCCAGUGACUCCACUUCUGAUUACUUUUAUUGAAGCGGCAGGUCCAAGACUGGUCCUGCAGCGAUGAUGCUUCUCACAAAAUCACAAAAAAGCCCAAGUCUCAAUGAUCUUAAGCCUGCAAAGUUAGUGAUAUCUACACUUUGCAGAAGAGGGAAUCUGUAUUUUUGCGCAGUAUUUGGAUGCUUUUGUUAAGUCAUGCCACCACUUUCUUUCAUUUAUCGUCAGUGAGAAUUUUUUAAAUCACCUUUUUCCACCUUUGUCCGUAUCGCUCAUGUUUUCCAAGUCACUUCUUCCUGUAUUUUCUGACAUACCGUACUGACCACAGCCGGCGUACGUGAUAUCUAUUACUUAGAAUGCUUGCAUGUGCUUUUGUUUGAUCAAAAUUAUACUCUUAUCACCAUCGAAAUGUUUUAUUUGUGCUUUAAGCUCAAAUAGAAACAACCUUCACAAGUGGCACUGGCAGCUCCGGUGUCAUGAACACUGUACAUUACGCAACGUUGUUCCUGCAGUUGAACAGCUGUACAGUAAAUAAGUUUGUCCCUUUUUUCUUGCAGCUAGCUGGGAGAUGUAAUGCUUUCCUAAAGAUACGGUCAACACUUUAAUUUCAACACUGUAAAAUGGUGUUGCCCACAGAAUGCAGUUUAUUCUAGCAUUGUAAUUUUCUUAUUUGGUGUAGGGUUUUCUUUGUGUACAGUGUUGCAGACUUUUGUUUUUACACAAGUGUGCAAAGUAAUUCCAAGAAUCUGUUGGUACUGUGACUGAUCGUUACUGUGGUACAAAAGAACGUGUAGACAAGAGUUUGGGAAAAAAAAACUUUUUUGUAUAUAGGAAUUUUAUUUUCAGUGGAAAAAUAUGAUGGACAUUUGUAUGGUGUAGGAAGACUUGAAAAAUAAAACUGUUUUAACUAAA
Molecule: messenger RNA, 2375 nt
Organism: Acanthopagrus latus (yellowfin seabream)
Lineage: Eukaryota; Metazoa; Chordata; Actinopteri; Spariformes; Sparidae
Gene: srsf5b
Product: serine and arginine rich splicing factor 5b
Exons: 8
Coding region: 210-1139 (309 amino acids)
Cellular component (GO): cytoplasm; ribonucleoprotein complex; nucleus
Molecular function (GO): mRNA binding
Source: RefSeq, a predicted model, not a curated record